AUGAAGGCUCUGUUCCUCCCCUCUCAUUAUUUCCGUCGCAAAGCCAAGCAGAAACAACGCCAACAGCAGGAUCAAGCAUACUUUUCUUCAAGCAUUUUUUCAUACCUCUUCGGCAGGGAUUCAGGACCUGGACCUAGGUAUCAGACUCUUUCUUCAGGGGAAGCGAAUAUGGCGGCCAAACCGACGAUAUGGCAGGAUAUAGUCCAGUAUCGGAGGGCGUAUAUCCUCACGGCCGUGGCGUCUUUUGGUGGGAUGUUGUUUGGGUGGGAUACUGGUCUCAUCGGGGGAGUUUUGACGAUGAAGUCCUUCCAGGACAGUUUCGGUUUAGAUGCCAGUACGCAUGAAUUCGCAAACCUAUCUGGAAACAUUGUAUCGGUUCUGCAAGCAGGAUGCUUCUUUGGAGCCAUGUCGAGUUUCUAUGUCUCGGAUACUUUUGGACGCAAGAAAGCUCUCAUCAUCGCGGAUAUCAUCUUCAUCAUUGGGAGUAUCGUGCAGACCUGUGCUGGAUUGGGUACAACUUCUUUGACUGAGUUGUACGUUGGUCGGGUUAUUGGUGGAUUUGGAGUUGGACUCAUCUCUGCUGUGGUACCGACGUACAUUGGAGAGAAUGCCAACAAAGAGAUCAGAGGGCGCUGCAUCGGAUGUAUGCAGCUGUUCAAUGUGACCGGUAUCAUGCUUUCGUAUUUUGUGAACUAUGGUGUGAACAAGAGCGUAUCAGACACCUCAAGCAAGCAAUGGCGGAUCCCGUUUGCGCUACAGAUGCUGCCCGGAGCGCUUCUGCUGAUCGGCUUGGUCUUCCAGAACGAGAGUCCACGAUGGCUCGUCGAGAAGAACAAGAUUUCGGAAGCUCGCAAGGCUCUCUCUCACGUCCGCGCCAAAGAUCCCUCAGACGAAGACGUCUCCCGCGAACUCGAAGAAAUCGUCGAAGACUUCCUAGGACAUGAAAAGAUGCCUCUGAUCGCACAAGUCAAGGUCACUUGCAGCAAUGGCAAAACCUUCUAUACCUUUGCCAUGGCCGUGAUGUUGAUGUUCUGGCAGCAGUGGACGGGAACCAAUUCCAUCAAUUACUACUCUCCACAGAUCUUCAAGGCCGUAGGUCUGGAAGGAACCAGCGCUGGCCUCUUUGCCACGGGGAUUUAUGGGGUUGUGAAGGUAGUCAUCACUGCCCUUGGCCUCAUGUUCGCCACGGAACAGCUCGGCCGGAAAUGGUCCCUUAUCAUAGGAGGCAUCGGCCAGGCGUUUGCCAUGUUUUACAUUGGAGUCAAUCAAGCUGUGAACCCCGUGGCUCCUGGAUCCUCCUUGAACGGCAACUCCAUCUUCGCGAUCAUCUGCGUCUACCUCUUCGUGGUCUUUUACUCUUUUGGCUGGGGUCCGAUUCCAUUUGUGCUCUCUGCCGAGUGUGCUCCAAAUCACGUCCGCUCCCUCAUCAUGGCCGCAGCUCUCAUGACACAAUGGCUUUUCAACUUUGUCAUUGCGAAGCUCACGCCGAUCAUGCUCGCGGAUAUCACAUAUGGAACAUUUCUGCUUUUCGGAGCUUGUUGCUUGAUGAUGGUGGUGUAUACUGUAUUUUKUGUGCCUGAGACAAAGGGUGUCCCGCUGGAGAGCAUUCACGUCUUGUUUGAGGGAAGCAUUAUCAAGGGAGCGAUCAGGGAUACGAUCCCCAAGUAUUCGCGGGCGAGGCUGUUGCAGAACGGACAUGGCGAUGAUGAUGGUGAUGAGAGAGAUGAUGUUGUUGGGAAGGAUGUCGAUGAGCAUGUGGAGCAUCGGGAAAGGUAUGAUGGGAAGGCCAAGGAUGUCGCGUAUGGGAUGAAUAAUGCUGGAGCUGCGUGA
Molecule: messenger RNA, 1830 nt
Organism: Ramularia collo-cygni
Lineage: Eukaryota; Fungi; Ascomycota; Dothideomycetes; Mycosphaerellales; Mycosphaerellaceae
Product: related to quinate transport protein
Exons: 8
Coding region: 1-1830 (609 amino acids)
Biological process (GO): transmembrane transport; carbohydrate transport
Cellular component (GO): membrane
Molecular function (GO): carbohydrate:proton symporter activity
Source: RefSeq, a predicted model, not a curated record